Molecule: messenger RNA, 1435 nt
Organism: Aricia agestis (brown argus)
Lineage: Eukaryota; Metazoa; Arthropoda; Insecta; Lepidoptera; Lycaenidae
Exons: 9
Coding region: 91-1293 (400 amino acids)
Source: RefSeq, a predicted model, not a curated record
AGACACUACAGUUGACUCCGUGUUAACUGGACUCUAGUUUUAAUCGUGUCGGGACAAAUUUUAUACAAUAUAGUCGUUCAAAAGAUAUGAAUGAGGACCACGUCGUUCUCCUUCGAGGUCCUGGCCCUGAUUCUACUCACGCUGAUACCGUGGCCGGGACCCUCCGUCUUCAAGAUCACCUGUCCUCGUGACAACUCCAAAAUCGUAAGAAAAGUCAUACAAAACAAAUGGUUGCCGGUUUUAGAAAGAUUUCAGGUGAAGCUGCCGCUGGAGUGUCCGUUCCACCCCGCGCGCGACAUCUUCGCGCCGCAGCACGCGGCCAAGCUGCAGCACAGGCCGUCGCAGUGGACCUGCGCCUUCUGCGGCAAGUCCUUCUACGAGGAGCGACACCUCGACACGCACUUCGACCAGCGACACAAGAACCAGAUUAACAAAGCGGAGGACGCAGUAUGCCUGGCGGACUACUGCGACAUAAUGCGGUGCGGUGUGCUGGUGGCGCACGGGCUGCUGAGCGCCGGCAGCGCGCCCGGCACCGACGUCGAGGUGUGGCAGGACGGCGACGCGGCCCGCAAGGCGCUCGCCCCCGCCGCCAGCCGGCAGGUCGCUAAAGUCCGCCGCCGCCACCGCCCGCCGCCGCCGCCGCUGCCCGACUGCCCCAAGACUGAUCAUGUAGAAGACCCAGAUGCAGAACCUAAGCCCAGAGAAGACAGCGACGGCGACGGCGACGCAAACCAGACAGUAGAGCUGUGCGACGCGGACACGGUAGAGUCGUCCCUGCCGCCCGACAGCCGUCAGAAGAAGCUGGCCGACCUGCAGGCCGAGCGGGCCGCCUGCGACCCCGCACACCUACAGGGGCUCAAGGUGCGGUGUGAACGAAUAGUGCACUCCUGCAUAUCGACACUUAUUCUACACCUCACGCAUCAUCAGUUUGUAGAACUUGAAGAGGAGAUGCAGCGCGCUGUGUGCUGGUACCUGAGCUGCGACCGCUACUGGGAGGACACAACGCCGACCGCGCGCGCCUUCCCCUGGCCGCUGCUGCUGGCGCUGGCUACUGGCCUCGCGCUCGCGCUCUGCAUGUGCUACUACAUCAUAUGGAUUGUGUUCGACUCCGAGGAGAGCAGCGUGGCGGGCAGCGCAUCAGUGUCUCUGACGACGCAUUCGUCGCCGGCGCGCGCAGGGCUGGCGGCCGACGACGCGCUCGACGACGACGACCACUACAUCUACGUCACCUACCCGCCCGAGCUCAAGCGCCGCCUGCUAGAAAGCUGCUACAAUAGAACGACCCGACUCUGAGACGCGAAAGCUCUUCUGUCUGGAUCGUGCAUGGUUUUACACUAGACCAGUAGAAUGUAGACUGACUGGCGCAGAUAGUGUUUGUGGAUGGUUCUGUACUUUAUACUCAAAACCAGUGACGGAUUAACCCAUAAUCGAAUUU